Anolis carolinensis (green anole) is the source of this 5315-nucleotide messenger RNA. RefSeq names its product forkhead box D3 (gene foxd3). Lineage: Eukaryota; Metazoa; Chordata; Lepidosauria; Squamata; Anolidae. Gene Ontology annotation, biological process: regulation of transcription by RNA polymerase II; anatomical structure morphogenesis; cell differentiation. The record is from RefSeq and is a predicted model, not a curated record. The transcript has a single exon. Bases 740 to 1981 code for a protein of 413 amino acids. Gene Ontology annotation, molecular function: DNA-binding transcription factor activity, RNA polymerase II-specific; RNA polymerase II cis-regulatory region sequence-specific DNA binding.
CCGCCCGGGCAGGACGCUAGAGCAGGAAGAGAGGGAAAGGAAGAGAGAGAUCGAGGAAGGAAGGAAGGGAUAGAUAGAGGAAGGGAAGAAGGAAUAAAGGCAGGAAGGAAGGAAUAGGUAGAGGAAGAAAGGAAGAAAUAGAGGAAGGAAUAGAUAGAAGAAAGAAGGAAAGAAGGAAGGAAUAGAGAGAGGAAGAAAGGAGGAAAUAGAGGAAAUAAUAGAUAGAGGAAGAAAGGAAUAAAUAGAGGAAGGAAUAGACAGAGGAAGGAAAGAAGGAAAGGAAGGAAUAGAGGGAGGGAGAAAGGAGGAGGGAGAAAGGAGAGGAAAGAAGGAAGGGGGGAAAGGAAGGAAGGACUAGAGGAAGGAAGGAAAGAAGAAAGGAAAGAAAGGGGGAGGGAGGAAAAGAAAAGACAGCCUCCCCUUUUUGGGGGGGAGGUCUAGCUUUGCUUGGUCUCAACACACCUCUUCCUAUAAGAAGUUGAGAUGGCCGGAGAAGAUCUUGAGAGAGGAUAACUGCCUUCCGACCUCGCCAGGACAGUAGGAAGGAGCGAAAGGAGGGAGACAGGAAGGGCCAGGAAGGCAGCGGGAGCCCUUCUUGCCCCUCCAGCUACCUGUUGUCGAGGCGCCUGGGGAGGCGGUGGGCUGCUUUUCCCGUAGACCCUCCUCCCCGCCCCCUCCUCCUCCUCCUCCUCCGGAGAAGUCUUCUUCCUCCCCCUUCCUGCUCCUCUCCGGCGCUGGGAUGACCCUGUCCGGCAGCCUGAGCGCCAGCGACAUGUCCGGCCAGACGGUGCUGACGGCGGAGGAUGUGGACAUCGACGUGGUGGGCGACGAGGGCGACGAGGCGGGUACAGAGGAGGAGGCCCGGGACGGGGCGGGCGGCCUCCUGGAAGGGCCCCUGCCCAUGCCCCUGCCCUCGCAGCCGCCCUGCCUGGAGGAGGAGGCGCCCGAGGCGAAGCAGCCCGCGGGUGAGGAGGGAGAGAAGGGCGCCGCCGGAGAGGAUGGGGCCGGCUCGGCUUCCUCCUCGUCCUCCUCCUCCUCCUCUUCGUCCUCGUCCUCGGCGGCGUCGAAGCCCAAGAGCAGCCUGGUGAAGCCGCCGUACUCCUACAUCGCGCUGAUCACCAUGGCCAUCCUGCAGAGCCCGCAGAAGAAGCUGACGCUGAGCGGGAUCUGCGAGUUCAUCAGCGGGCGCUUCCCUUACUACCGGGAGAAGUUCCCGGCCUGGCAGAACUCCAUCCGGCACAACCUCUCGCUCAACGACUGCUUCGUGAAGAUCCCGCGCGAGCCGGGCAACCCGGGCAAGGGCAACUACUGGACCCUGGACCCGCAGUCCGAGGACAUGUUCGACAACGGCUCCUUCCUCCGCCGGAGGAAGCGCUUCAAGCGGCACCAGCAGGAGCAGCUUCGCGAGCAGACGGCGCUCAUGAUGCACAGCUUCGGCGCCUACAGCCUGGCCGCCGCCGCCGCCGCCGUGGCCGGAGGAGGCGGCUCCCCUUACGGGCGGGCCUACGGCGCCUACGCGCACCCGGCCGCCGUGCCUUACCCGUACAUCCCGCCCGUGGGGCCCAUGCUGCCACCCGCCGUGCCCCUCCUGCCCGCCUCCGGCGCCGAGCUCAGCCGCAAGGCCUUCAACGCCCAGCUCGGCCUCCAGCUCAGCGGCCUCGGAUCGGGGCCCAUCAAGGCCGAGCCCUCCGCCUCCAGCCGGCCCUCCUUCAGCAUCGAGAACAUCAUCGGGGGCGUCGGCGCCGCCGCAGCCGCCGCCGCAGCCGCCGCCAGCUCUUCCUCCACGCCCGCUUCCUCCUCCUCCUCCAUCAGCCAGACUUUCCUGCGGCCGCCGGUGAGCGUCCAGUCCAGCUUGCUCGCCCACCAGCCGCUCUCGCUGUCCCGCAGCACGGCGGCGAUCGGGCCCCUGCUCUCCGUGCCCACGAACCUGCUCUCGGGACAGUUCCUGCCGCCCUCCGCCGCCAAGUGGCCCGCCCAGUAGGCCCAGUGAGACUUCUCCCUGCCUCCCUCCCUCCUUCCUUCCCCGUUGACUCUUUGCCUGAAAGACCUUCUCCUCCACGAGAGGGGCGCCUUUGUUCUUUUCUGGGACUCCAAACAAUGUUGAGGGCUUUCAAAGGGUUGCUGCGAGUUUUCCGGCCUGCAUGGCCAUGUCCCAGAAGCAUUCUCGCCUGACGUUUCGCCUGCAUCUGUGGCAGGCAUCCUCGGAGGUUGUGAGGUGUUGGAAUGCCUCAUCACACUUGAGCAUGAAUCCACUUUAAAUCCAGUUUCUGCCUCCUGUAGUUUGGUGAGGCCCAAGACCUGUCUGGCUGACCUGUGUAAAGCCCCCUCUCUCAAUUGGAUUUAAAGUGGAUUUAAAGUGAAUCCAAGCAGGGCCAUAGUCAGAAAAAUUUUUCGGGGGGGACACUUUUUUUUUAGCGAAUCAUGAAGAGUAGUUCCUUAAGUCAAAAUAAUUUAGAAAUCAGGCUCCAUCGAUAAACUUCAAGACAGAUAAACUUCAGUGGAAACUCAUGGGGAUUUGGUUAAUCAGUUUUAAUCAAUGAGUAAACCAGUUAAAAAAACCUGAUAAUUUUCGAGGGGGGGGGGAGAGAACCCCUACCCCUCUUGGCUACAGCCCUGAAUUCAAGCUCUAGUGUGAUGAGGUCCUAAGCAAGUUUUCUUUGUGUCAGGAGAUGACAGAGGGGAGCUCAUCCCGCUCCUUGGAUUCGAACCGCCAACCUUUUGGUCAACAGUCCUGCCGGCACAAGGGUUGGACCCAUUGAGCCACCGGGGCUUCUCCUAAACAAGUGAGGUUUAUAUAUCUAUGGAAUGUUCAAGGGGGAGGGAGAAAAACUCUUGUCUGUUGGAGGCAAGUGUGAAUGUUUCACCACAAACAUCAGAAGAGCUGCAAGGCCAAGAACCAGCCACGAGAAUAAAGACAAAGAUCCACCCAGAGGAAAAAUGUUCAAGGGAACCACUGACCACAUAGGGAAGCGGAUGAAGUAACACAACCUACAAACUAUCUGCAGACCCACUUAGACAACCCAACAAAUGCUACCUUCAGCAAAGGGAUCCUUUCACCUCUGCAGGAAUCUACUUUAUCCUAUGCAGCUGUGGACAAGCCUACAUAGUGACCACCAAAUGCAGCGCCCAAACACCAAUCCGGGAACAUGGAAGACACUGCAGACUAUCUCAGCCAGAGAAGUCAGCCAUAAUAGAGCACUUGAUGAAGCAACCUGGACACAGCAUGUUAUUUGAGAACACAGAAAUGUUGGACCACUCUAACAACCACCCUGUCAGACUACACAGAGAGGCCACUGAAAUCCACAAGCAUGUGGACAAUUUCAAUAGAAAGGAGGAAACCAUGAAAACGAACAAAAUCUGGCCACCAGUAUCAAAAACUCUAAAAUCAGGACAGUAAAUAAAGAACAACAUUCUGAAAACGGUUAUUCCAGACGUGAAGCAAUCAGGGCCAGCUAACACCUCCCAACAAAGGAUUCCCCCAGACAGGAAUCAGCCAGGUUUUGAAACUACACGUCUAUUCAAGCUGGCCAAUUGCAACAUUCACACUUGCCUCCAACAGACAAGAGUUAUUUCUCCCACCCUGGACCUUUCACAGAUAUAUAAACAUCCUUUGCUUAGUUUCCAACAGACCUCACAACCUCUGAGGAUGCCUGCCAUAGAUGUGGGCGAAACGUCAAGAGAGAGUGUUUCUGGAACAUGACCACAUAGCCCGGAAAACUCACAGCAACCCAAAUAAAUAUCCAUCAACGAACAACAGCCUCACUUUGGGACUUCAAAGAACUUCUCAGGCCCUGACCCCAGCUCUGCUGGUAGUUCCAUAAAGGACCCGGAUGCUUCGAGGCCCGGAUGGUGAGGACAACAAACCACAGGGAAAUACUCUCAACGCUGGACAUGUAAUGCAGCUUCAAACUGCUGUUGAAGAAAGUGUUUUCCGCUCUGCAGAUGGUCCGUAGGUUGGACAACAAACCACAGAGCAUUCAGUGAAGUGGGAGGCUGGAUGUACACUGCCAUAUAAUCCAGAUUAUCAAAGCAGAUAAUCCACAUUUAUCUGCUUCGAACUGAAUUAUAUAUGUGAGGAUGGCCCUCGUGAUCAGCGCCAUGUAGGAUUUUAUAUGGCAGUGUAGAUCCAGCGGGAGUUUUGUUGUCCGGCCGCCGGCGGUUUGGAGCUGGUUUGAAACUGCUUUAAAUGAUCAACGUAGACGACAUUUAUUCUCACAGACACACACAGAAUGUGUUUUCUCUCUAUGUGUGUCUCUGUUCAGGUCAAGCUAACAACAGAAAUAUACCCAUUUGGAUAAGGAAGGGGAAACGCUGGUUUUAUUUUGUAAAGACAUGUGGAGUAAAAUAAGGAAGGUCAAGAAAAGGAGGGGAAGUCCGCCUUUUACUGACCAUUUAAUGCAGUUUCAAGAAAGUGGUAUUUUUGCUGCGCAGAUAUUUUUCCGUGUCAGGGGCGACUUGAGAAAAUGCAAGUGGCUUGUGGUGUGAGAGAAUUGGCCGUCUGCAAGGACGUUGCCCAGGGAACGCCCGGGUGUUGGUGUUUUCCCAUCCUUGUGGGAGGCUUUUCUCCUGUCCCUGCUGUGCAGAUGAUUCCAUGGAAAUCCAGGUCUGAGAUUUGGAUGGCGACUGCAGGGCACUAACGCACGUUCAGUAAGGGCUGUCUUUCUUUCGCACGCCUCUUGAAGGAGUUGGUUGUCUGGCUGCCACAGUUUUAAGCUAGCCUCAAACCGCAUUAAAUAGUCAGUGCAAAUGGGGACGAGGGUCCCUGGUUGACUCUCACUGCAAAACAAACGCCAGAACUGCUCUCUGUACCUCCUAAUGCCGGCGACAUAAAGGUACCUAUUUGGAAGGGAAGAGAGGGAAAAGACGAACUUUCCUUUCUACGUUUUAUUUUUUUAAGGCAUUCGGAGAAUUCAAACAAAAAAGGAAGCAACAGAAAAGGGGGAAAAUAAAGCUCCAGGUUAUAGGGUUAUGGACCCAGGACUAAAUGGGGGGAAACAUACUCAAAGCCCUAGAAUGUACUAUGGUCAAGGUUUAGGACCACCGAGCCUUCACUUUUGUUGAAGGCUCUUAAUUUCCUCGGUAGUUUUGGUCCUGCUUCAUGUUUUUAUAAAAAAUAAACCAAACCAACCACAACUGAAAGGCUUACGAUAUGGGGCAAUUGGGGUUUUUUUAUUAUUAAAGAAAUGGGGAGAAGGGAGGAAAGAUCCCUGUGGUUCUAUUGCAGAAGUCUGUUUAUAUAUGAAUGACUUAUAUGUGUUCUCAAUGUUAUUCCUCCGUAUUGUACACAGCUUUGUAAAUAAAUUUUUAAAAUGGUG